This is a messenger RNA of Marasmius oreades (fairy-ring Marasmius), 1770 nucleotides long. RefSeq lists its product as uncharacterized. Lineage: Eukaryota; Fungi; Basidiomycota; Agaricomycetes; Agaricales; Marasmiaceae. The record is from RefSeq and is a predicted model, not a curated record. The transcript has 5 exons. Bases 67 to 1473 code for a protein of 468 amino acids.
AAAGGGCUCAUCACACUCGUUUUCCACUUCCAUGCGCUUACUUGCUGAUAGCUCUGGUAUACGACUAUGAGUAGUAAUUCGACCGACACCACAAGCUCGACCUCGUCGGUAUCAACGACGUCCCUGACAUUGUUGUCUACUGUGUCCACCACGUCCACCACGUCUACCACGACAUCAAGCACAAGCACAAGCACCUCUUCAACCUCCACGCCUUCCACUACAUCGUCCAGCAGCUCAGCGACGACCUCUACUACCAGUUCCACAACUGGUGUGGUUACGACUGCCUCAAGUCCAUCUACCACCAAUGCUACGACUUCCUCUUCGUCUUCCGCUUCAACACCUUCUCUGGUUGUGUCAACAUCGACUGAUGCACAAGGGGGACUUGUAACCAUAACUGUAACGAGCAACGCUCGGAAUGUUCCAAGUCAAACGGGAGUGGGUUCCGGAAGUAGUGGUGAUUCCUCGUUUUUUGACAAUACUAGUGCUGUCGCUGGGACGUUCGCUGCAGUGGGUAUUGUCGCUUUGGGACUUCUCAUCUUAAUAGUCACAGUUGUCAUUCGUCGUCGCCGUGCCAAGAAAUGGGACGAUGAGGUGGCAGCGGCAGCUGCCGAAGCUGCCAACUCUCGUGUGCCUGUUUUUCUGGACGACCCUUUGGAGAGACGAUAUGGGGACAACAACAAUGACCACGGAUAUAGUGGUGUUGCGCCUUCAGUCUAUCCAGGAAGCUCCGCCCCUUACGCUCCUACUGGAUACAACAACGUUGGCAAUCAUUCAGAUGUUAGCUCGCACGGAACUUAUGGUCAGCCUGCGAUGAGUCACGAGGGCCAGUAUCCAGAGAUGUCAGGACCCGUACCUGGCGGCAUUUUCGAUCACAAUGCCGCAUACGCUGGUGCAGCGGGUAUAGGUGUCGCCCGUGCAAGAAGUCGCGGCGCAGAAACCAUGGCGUCAGCAAACACUCGAAAUACCGGUCCCUCUGGGGUGUCGGACUACCACAGUGCAUAUGCGGCUGGUGUAGGCGAGAACGGUUCCCCGUAUCCUGCAUUUCUAGCCCCCGGCGGUUAUGAUAUGUACAAGAAUGCGGCCAAUCAAUAUCACAUCAAUGGAUCAGAUCAACAACUCAUCCAUAACCCUGUCAGUCCGGGACCCGAAGGAGGCACAACCCAUGCGAAUGCUAUGGCAUCUGUUGCUGCUGCUGCCGCUGCCGGUAGUGGUACAGGCAGUACAGAACAGACCCCUGGUAGCGAAUCGUAUGCAUCACAUUAUGAACCUGGGUUCUCUGGCUCUGGUUCUCCUAAUCGAACGGACGGAGCCUCGCGAAGUCCAGAUGUUAGUGGACGUCCUAGCAUUGAUAACCUACAAACUCGUCGUGAGGAAUUGCCGAACCCGUUCACAUCUGGGAUUGAGAGUGAUGAUGAGAGUGAUGGCGAGGAAGAAGUUCCCGGUCGGCGGGUGCUCAAGGUGGCCAAUGAGUGAUCAACCACCGUUUGACCUCGGCGACUCUAUGCCUGUCACCUCGAAAAGGCGCUUCCAGUCACCUACGUUUUUCCUCUCUGUGCAGUCUCGGGUUUUGUGGAUGUAUGUAUGUGUCGUGAACCCUCCUUCGUUCGUCGCUCGUUCAAUCUCUGUUAUAAUAUCUUCCGAUCCCCCUUUACCUUUCCAACUCUACCGUUACCCCUCCACUUCAACGCCAUCCGCUGUUGUUUAUUAAUUCUUUAUAUCCCGUUGCAACAAUGGUCCGAUGUCGAAUAAUGGGUCAUUCCCCUAUUCGCU